Molecule: messenger RNA, 3447 nt
Organism: Canariomyces notabilis
Lineage: Eukaryota; Fungi; Ascomycota; Sordariomycetes; Sordariales; Chaetomiaceae
Exons: 3
Coding region: 1-3447 (1148 amino acids)
Biological process (GO): protein sumoylation
Cellular component (GO): chromatin
Molecular function (GO): SUMO ligase activity; zinc ion binding
Source: RefSeq, a predicted model, not a curated record
AUGCCGCCGUCGAAUACCAGCGCCAGCAAUCCGCGUCCAUCUGCUGUCGACCCGCAGCAAAUCGCCUCCUCCAAUGCCACAGCUAGUGCCUUUCUCGGCGGUCGCCAGCCAUCAUGGAUGACAGGUCGCGCAUCGACAGUGCCGACCUUGCGCCCGGUUGUGAAUCGACAGAACAGCCAGGCUGCCCAGAAGCAGCCUGCACCGGCUAUUCUUCCCUCGCCUGCCCCUAGUGAUGCGCCGAGCCCAGCCCUGUCGAAUGCUCUCGAUAGCCCGAAUACCAACUCUGCUUCGCUUCCUGAUGCACAGAACAUGGCACCUGCGAUCAGUGCUUCGGCCGCACUUCCCGUCACCGAAGCCCGAUUUGUUGUCGACCCGGUCAUUGCUGGUCCAACAUAUUCCCAAGAAGUUCCGAGACUGGGAAAUACCGGACCGUCACCCGUCGCCGACAACCGCCCGUUUCAGUCUCAGGGCGGCGGCCCAACCGCGCUAGAGAGAGACUGUCGGAGCUCGGGUCAAAACGGUGUUCCUUCGCCAUCGUUGGCGUUGGGAUCACUUCCUCCACCCAAACGGCGACGUAUAGAACAACCACCACUCUCGCCGCAGGCGGCACCACUAUCUGGCCCUUAUCUGCUUGCGUCGAUCGAUCAGCUUGUCCGGUCGUGCGGGGGAGAACAGUCUUUCGAACCCAGCAUUGAAAAGCCCCGGUUAAUGAUCCUCCGAGAGGCAUGCAAGAACAAUGACAUGUUCUUUUUAGCCCUUCAUCAACUGUUCUGCAUUUGGUCCCAGCAACCUCGGGACGCCCACCUGGUCAUCCCACAGAAGGUCACGACCAUAAAUUCAGCUUUUUCCAUCCUCCAGAUGAUUCUUAAGAAGAAUGACUCCAUAUCACCAGUGCUUCAGAAUUGGUUUGUCCAAUUUCCAGUCUCAAUGAGCACGGACUUGGAGAUGUGGAAGGUUGGACCCGGUGCUAAAGUCGAACAAAUAGCGGUAUUCCUACACCGGUUGGCUCACAAUUACGAUCGCCUGAGCAACGAAACCGUACACCGCGGUUACCCGUUUGUGGUGGACGAGCUUCUUGCUUACCUGUAUUGCUAUUCGCCCGUCUUACAGAAGAUCAUCUUUACCGCCUGUCGGAGGCGGUUGGGUGUACCAGACGGCGAUCUCGGCACUCGAAUCGAACAAGCUUUUCAACAGGACCAGAACCGCCAUUGCAUGCAGCCAGGCGGGCCCCAAAUUCUCGGGAAUUUCCCGCACCACCCGGGCGAGGUUGAAAUGCGGAACAGGGAAUUGAUUGAUCUGUAUAGGCAGAUAGUCUCCGAAGCAGCUGGGCCUCAGGGCUUAACACAACCUGGCCCUCAUCCCUCGCCUGGCCAACAAUCAGGACUCAUCAACCCCUCACCUGGCCCUCAGCCCUCGCCUGGCCAACAGCCAGGAUUCAUCAACACCUCGUUUGGCGCUCAAGGCAGUUCAAGCCAGCAACGACCAAUGCUGCCCUCCUAUUCUAUCCCAGGGCCGUUUCCUCAGGCACAGCCAGGCCCCUCGGGGGUGGCUCACUGGCCAGGGUCGAUGCAGGGCCAUCCUUAUACAGCACUCUCGAAUUCAACUCAGCCAGCUGGGAUGCAGACGGGUAUGCCCAACCAUCACCAGGCACUCUUGCAAUCCCAAGCCGCGGAUGCCAGCAGCAAUCGACCCGCCCACCCUAUGUUGCCACAGCACCAGCAGCCUCUACUUGGGCUUCAGGGGCAACAUCUCAACCAGCAGCAAUAUCUGCAGAAUUGGCAAGCGUCGGGAAACUUCCCUAUACACCCUGCCUACCCGGUGCCAUCGCAGGCCCGACAGGGGACGGCGCAGCAGUCGAUGGGCCAGCAUGCCCAGCAGAUCCAACAGAUACGCCAGGUGCAGCAGCAACAGCCCCAGCAGAUCCAGCAAAUACGCCAGAUGCAGCAGCAACAGCAACAGCCCCAGCAGACCCAGCAGAUACAACCGAUCCAGCAGCUGCAACAGAUGCAGCAAAUGCAUCAAAUGCAGCAACAGCAACAGAUGCGGCGUAUACAAGAUAGUCAACAGGUUUCGCCCGCGGCUAAUCGCCCCAGUGUUCCAUACCCUCCGCAAGCCGUUGCUUCUAGGCCCUCCCAGAGCUUAGAUCUAGCCACAGCACAGCAAGCCCAGCGCGGCAUUCUUCCAGGCCACACAGCAAUUCAGGUCAAUGACUUGCUGUUACCGCCGCUAGAACGCACAAUCACACGGCCGGAAUGGCCGUAUGACCCCUCGGAUAAAAAAUCAAUCCUGAUGUCUCUACAUCAGGCCGAAGUCCGUAGUCCAAAACGGGUCAUGAGGGAUGGCGCAAGAGGUCGGUUCUACCAAGCUGUUAAGUCGCUUGCGGUCAAACCGACACCGAUCACCCCGAGAAACGCCAUCUACGAGUUCAGCUUCGAAGUCACAGAGGAGCAGUUUGCCUUGUUGGCGACUAGAUCGAAACAGCCCGGUAUCCUGUUGCCGGUGGUUGAGCACUUCAACGGCGCUUUACGAUGGCGAGUCAGGUGUUGCAUGAUCCCCAGCUUGUCUUCACCCCUUACUGAGCAGCAAUGGGUAACAAGAGAUGUGAAGUGGCCACCCAACAUAUUUGUGACGUUCAACCAGAACGCGCUAGAGAUCCGCAGGGAUACGCAUAAUGGAAAGGACCUUCCCGCAGAAAUUACCAAUUUCAUAGUCCGCGGCACGAACACUCUCAAGGUUGUUCUUCCCGAACUGCAACCCGGCGGCGCUCUGGACCGCUAUAUCGCGGUCGAGAUGAUCGAGACGCUCAGCCACCUGAACAUUAUAAACACGGUCAGGUCGUUUGGCAUGAUACCCGAAGAGGAGACGUUGGGAAUCAUCAAGAAGCGUUUAUCCAGCUCCCCGGACGACGAUGUCACCAUCGAGGCUCACGACUUACCAAUCGACCUUGCGGAUCCGUUCAGCUCCACCAUCUUCAAAACGCCCGCGCGAGGCGUAGACUGCACGCACUUGGAGUGCUUUGACCUAGAGAUAUGGCUCAACACGCGGCCGUCGAAGCCCCCGAUUAAGUGUUCCCAUGGGCAAGUCGACUGUGGCUGCAAAACGGUCGAGCCGUCGAAUCCGGACAAGUGGCGCUGUCCGAUAUGCUCCAAGGACGCCAGGCCGUACAGCCUACGUAUCGAUAGCUUCCUCAGCAAGGUCCGUGAGCAGCUCGAGAGAGAGGGGAAGUUGCGGGCCAAAUGCAUCCGUGUCAAGGCCGACGGAUCGUGGUCGGCCGUCGUGGAGGACGAUGAUGACGGCGUCAGCGAUGGCGAGGAUGGACUGCCGUCGACGCGCAACAAGGGCAAAGGGAAAGCCCAAGCUCUUGCGUCGUUUGCUGGGACAGCAACAUCCAGCGCCUCAGCCGCCAAUGCAAGACGGCAGGAGGUGGAGAUUAUUGAGAUUGACUGA